CCCAACUCCGGAGCGAGCUCGAGAGAGAAACGAAAGGCUCCGGUCUGCCUGCGACGACUUUCCCCGAUCCUCCGCGACCCGCCCAGCUUCCUUGUUCCUAACCCCAUCAGCCCGCCCGCCAAUUUUCUGCGACCGGGGAAACCGCACUACGCCCACCUCAGUCCCUUCAGGAACAGGACAGGACAGCAUAUUAUCCGCCAACAUGGCCGUCGACCAGGAGCACUUCGUCCACCUCGCCCGGCCCCUGCCGCCCACGUCGAUGGGUUUUGCCGGCAGUGCCCCGCUUACCGUGAACAUCCAGCCCCAAGCCGUCUUCUCCGUCAUCGACCAUGCCACCCGCCGCGACAUCCGCGACACACAGUCGACAAGAGUGAUCGGCGCCCUGGUCGGCACCCGCAGCGAAGAUGGCAGCGAGGUCGAGGUGCGGAGCACCUUCGCGAUCCCGCACACCGAGAACGAGGACCAGGUCGAGGUGGACGUCGAGUACCAGAAGAACAUGCUGGCGCUGACCCUCAAGGCGUCCCCGCGCGAGACCCUGCUUGGGUGGUACACGACCUCGCACGAGCUCAACAGCUUCUCGGCCCUCAUCCAGAACUUCUUCGCCUCUCCGGAGACGGGCACCUUCCCGCACCCGGCCGUGCACCUGACCAUCUCGACCGAGCCCGGCGCGCCCAUCGAGACCAAGACGUACAUCUCGGCCCCCGUCGCCGUCUCCCCCGACCGCGCGGCCGAGUCCUGCCUCUUCAUCGAGGUCCCGCACAAGCUGCUCUUCACCGACGCGGAGCGCGCGGCCCUCGGCACCGCCUCGGCCGCGGCCGCCAACGAGAGCCGCUCGGCGCCCGUCGUCUCGGACAUCGAUUCCCUCGCGCAGGCCCUCACCACCGUCUCGGACCUCCUGGACCGCGUCUCUGGCUACGUCGGCGAGGUGCUCGACGAGGAGCGCGACGGCAACCAGGCCCUGGGCCAGUACCUGAUGAACGCCCUGUCGCUGGCGCCCAAGGUGUCGCCCGCCCAGAUCGAGGCCGACUUCAACAACCACAUCCAGGACGUGCUCAUGGUCAGCUACCUGGCCAACACGAUCCGCACCCAGAUCGACCUGGCCCAGCGGCUCGCCACAGCGCCGCUGGUCGGCAGCGGCGGCGAGAAGGAGGGCGGCGACAAGGGCAAGGACGGCGAAGAGGGCGGCGGCAAGCAGGAGUCUAGGGGAGCCAAGGGCGGUAAGCGGGGCGUCCGUUCCGGUGGUGGUCGGAGUACUGGCCAGCGCGGGGAACCGAGGGAGCCGAGGGAGACUGGCGAGUAGAUUGCCAAGACACGAAGAUGAAGAGAGUAUUGGGGGGGCCGGUUUAUCUCCUCGGCUCGGGAGUUCCUCUUG
This is a messenger RNA of Thermothelomyces thermophilus ATCC 42464, 1372 nucleotides long. RefSeq lists its product as uncharacterized. Gene Ontology annotation, molecular function: translation initiation factor activity; metallopeptidase activity; translation initiation factor binding. Gene Ontology annotation, biological process: translational initiation. Bases 203 to 1300 code for a protein of 365 amino acids. Lineage: Eukaryota; Fungi; Ascomycota; Sordariomycetes; Sordariales; Chaetomiaceae. Gene Ontology annotation, cellular component: eukaryotic translation initiation factor 3 complex, eIF3m. The record is from RefSeq and is a predicted model, not a curated record. The transcript is spliced from 2 exons.